This is a messenger RNA of Rubroshorea leprosula, 2331 nucleotides long. Lineage: Eukaryota; Viridiplantae; Streptophyta; Magnoliopsida; Malvales; Dipterocarpaceae. The record is from the annotation of a GenBank genome assembly.
AUGAUUUUCUUUCAGCCACCACUGGAGAAGGAGGGGAUUCUUUCAAUCACCGUAAAAUACAUGAAGUAGUGACUGUUAUUCAUGGCAUCAUCUGAUGAUUUAGUGAGAAUAGUUGAGGUGAUAGAGGUUGCCCCAUCUUCUAAUCAAUUUCCAACCUCUGCUGCCGAGUUCACUCUCCCGCUUACCUUCUUUGACACUUACUGGUUCAAGUUCUCCCCUGUGGAGCGCCUCUUCUUUUAUCCCUUACCAGCUGACUCAAAUCCUACCUUCUUCAACUCCGAAGUUCUCCCCAAACUCAAGAAAUCCCUUUCUCUUACUCUCCUACACUUCCUCCCUCUUGCUGGCAACCUUAUUUGGCCGUCACCUGAUGCUGCAAAGGCCGUCAUCCGCUAUACUCCAAAUGACGCUGUUUCUCUCACGGUUGCUGAAUCUGACGGAGACUUCAACGGCCUCUCUGGUAAUGAAAUCAUUAACGCUAUUGAGUUACAUCCUCUGGUACCUCAGUUGAAGGCAUCACAUGAUGCUGUGGCAAUCACAGCCAUCCAGAUAACGCUGUUUCCCAAUAAAGGGUUUUGUAUUGGCUUAACAAUACAUCACACAGUGCUUGAUGGUAAAAGUGUGAUGAUGUUUAUCAAGUCUUGGGCCUACAUAUGUACCAACCAAGAAAACUACCCUUUGCAGUUACCAUCUGAUCUAGCCCCGUUUUUUGACAGGGGUGUUAUCAAAGAUCCAUCUGGUCUUGAUCUGUUCUUCUUGAACCAGUGGCUAGCUCUUACAGCCUCAGAUCCCAAGACGAGAAGCUUGAAGGUGUCACAAAAUCUAGGAAGAGUUUCUCCUAAUCUGGUCCGGACAACAUUUCUACUCUCUCAUGACAACAUUAACAAACUCAGAGAAUUGGUUCUAUCUAAAUGGGACAAAAAAAAACCAAUCCAUCUGUCAACUUUUGUGCUGGCAUUCGCAUAUACGGCAACUUGUUUGGUGAAAGCAAGAGGGGGAGAAAGUGAGAGAGCUGUGUUUAUGGCAUUCGCAUCUGAUUACAGGACACGUUUAGACCCUUCCGUGCCAGAAAAUUAUUUCGGAAACUGUCUUGGUCCUCACGGUCAGUGUGUGAAAGCAGGAGAUCUUAUGGAUGAAAAUGGGGUAGCCUUUGGAGCACACAUGUUAAGUGAUGAGAUUAAAGGCUUAGAAAAGGGUGGGGUUCUUGAUGGAGCAAAAAAUAAAUGGUCUGCCGUGUUGGAUGCCAUCGUUAAAGAAUCAGGAUCGAUGCAAAUGAUUACUGUUGCCGGAUCGCCCCGUUUCCAUGUUUAUGGAUUAAAUUUUGGAUGGGGUAAACCCAAGAAGGUGGAGAUUGUGUCUGUAGAUAGGACCGGAGCUAUUUCCUUGGCUGAGAGUCGAGAUGGGAGUGGUGGGGUUGAGAUUGGUUUGGCAUUAGAGAAGCAUGAAAUGGAAAUUGUUGCUUCUUUGUUCAAAUUUUAAAUCCGAGGUGUAUGUGCGUUUUAGCAUGAUGGGUGAUUAGUAUUGAAAUAAACAUCAUGCAAGCUAUUCCAGUACCGAAUCAAGCCAGGGUAAAAGGAAGACAGCUAUCAGAGUGUCUUAGGUUUGUGGUAUUUUGAUGUCAUUGGAUCGGAGUUUACUUUUAAGGAAGUUUUUCUUUGUUGCCUUACGUUGUACAUGCAUGUUGACAGUGGGCAGCCAAUGGCUUCCUACACCCCUGCCAUCAAUGUUAACAUGUUAUUGCCUGGUAUGGUGUAGUGUUAUUCCAUUAAUGAGCCAGAGAACUACUGUUGGUUCUGGGGAUUCUCAGCAGAUUACAGCGCAGGAUUAGACCCUCCUGUGCCAGAAAUUUAUUUCAGCAAUUGUGUUGGUGCUCAUGGUCAGUUUGGAAAAGCAAGAGAUUUCACGAAGGAAUUGGGAUCAAUGCAAGUGAUUUCUGUUGCUGGAUCACCCCGAUUCAAUGUUUAUGUUAUGCAUCAGAUUUCUGGUGUGGAGAUUGUGUCUAUGGAUAGUGCUGGCAAGUUGAGUUGUUUGUUAAAGGUUAUGUUUGCACGAUAUUUGUAUAAGGCUUGUUUUUGUACAUCUUUGCAAAGUUUUGUACAACUCCAAAUCAUUUUCUUCCUAAGCAAUUUCAAGAUUACACCCUUUAUAUCAACUUAUAUUCAAAAAAAUUAUUUUGUUGGUGUUAUACUUAAGACUUGAACCCUUGAUGUACAACUUUUAUUAUUUUCAGUUGUUUUGGCAAAAUAAUAUUGCUGUGUAACAUAGCAGACAAUGAACUUCUCUAUUGGUUUACAUGUACUCAAUUUUCAUUAACAAUACAGCAAAUAAGUUGCA